AUGGCGCUGUCAUUCGUCGCCUCCUGGCGCCGGGCGUGCCAGGCCAUGCCAGACCUGCACAAUCUGCACAUGCUUCGGCAAGUUCGGGCCACUGGACAGGCCGCUCAAGCGCAGCGAAAGGCCAGGGAUCCACGGGCCACCAGCUUCGAGGAGCGUGGCUUUGAGGCCGCCAGAGACAAACGCCGGCUACGGCCAUACUGGCCACCACAGGGACAAGCCCUCGAGCUUCCCGGAGGCCGCAAGCAGGUGCAAGUCCUCACCGCCAAGAGCGAUGUGGACGGCGCCCUGGAGGCUCAGCUGGCCUUUCUGACGCGCGGCGGUCAUCGGCUCUUCUACCUGAAUGAGGAGGAGCUAGCGGAGCUGGAAAAGCUGGCGCCGCGCAUCUCCGAGUACUUCGAGCUGUGGGAAGAGAAGGCCAAAGAUGCUGCUGACGGCGAGGAGAGCAAGCGCACGCAGAAAGGACUCCAGCAACAACCGUUGGAAUGA
Symbiodinium natans is the source of this 486-nucleotide messenger RNA. The record is from the annotation of a GenBank genome assembly. NCBI's taxonomy places the organism in Eukaryota, Dinophyceae, Suessiales, Symbiodiniaceae.